Pristis pectinata (smalltooth sawfish) is the source of this 6969-nucleotide messenger RNA. RefSeq names its product WD repeat domain 17 (gene wdr17). The transcript is spliced from 31 exons. Gene Ontology annotation, molecular function: protein binding. The record is from RefSeq and is a predicted model, not a curated record. The coding region runs from base 34 to 3978 and encodes 1314 amino acids. NCBI's taxonomy places the organism in Eukaryota, Metazoa, Chordata, Chondrichthyes, Rhinopristiformes, Pristidae.
UUGCUCCCCGACACUGCUGUUCUCCUGAGGCAGAUGGAUCCUGAAAUGGAUGCUGGAAUCCUCAAGUGGUUCACGGAAAGCAAUGCAGAGGUUAAGGUGAAGAUGUCACAGGUUAAACAGGUUGGACUUCUGGCCGCUGGCUGUCAGCCAUGGAACAAAGAUGUUUGUGUUGCCAGUGGAGACCGAUUUGCUUAUUGUGCUACACUGGCUAUUUAUGUCUACCAGCUCGAUCACAGGUACAACGAAUUCAAGCUCCAUGCGAUCAUGUCUGAGCACAAGAAGACUAUCACGGCCAUCUCUUGGUGCCCUCACAGCCCCGACACCUUCGCCAGUGCCAGUGCGGACAACCUUGUCAUUAUUUGGAAUGUGGCGGAACAGAAGGUGAUAGCGAGACUGGACAACACCAAAGGGAUUCCUGCUUCCCUCAGUUGGUGUUGGAACUCGGGUGAGGCGGUGGCAUUUGUCUCUCACCGAGGUCCAUUGUACAUCUGGACUAUCUCUGGACCAGACUGUGGGGUUGCAGUCCAUAAGGAGGCACACAGCUUCCUGUCAGACAUCUGUCUGUUCAGGUGGCAUCCUAGAAAGAAAGGGAAGGUGGUUUUUGGACACACAGAUGGGAGCCUGUCCAUCUUUCAGCCUGGUACCAAGAGUCAGAAGCACGUGCUCAGGCCGGAAUCCCUGGAGGGCACGGACGAAGAGGAUCCGAUCACAGCUCUGGAGUGGGAUCCGCUCUCCACUGACUAUCUGCUGGUGGCCAAUCUACACAAUGGAAUCCGCCUGGUCGAUUCAGAGUCACUGUCCUGCAUCACCACCUUCAGUUUCCCCAGCGCAGCUGCUUCCGUGCAGUGUUUGGCCUGGGUUCCCAGCGCUCCAGGCAUGUUUAUAACUGGAGAUUCCCAAGUCGGGGUCCUGCGUAUAUGGAACGUCUCAAGAACAACGCCAAUAGAUAAUUUCAAGUUGAAGAAAACAGGGUUUCACGCUUUACAUGUGCUGAAUUCCUCACCAAAGAAAAAAUGCUAUUCUGCACAUUCACCAUCCAAGAACCACCACACAUCGUCGACCAGUGAAGCCAUACCUCCUCCAACCCUCUCUCAAAACCAAGCCUUUUCCCUGCCUCCUGGGCACGCCGUUUGUUGCUUUAUGGAUGGCGGUGUGGGCCUGUAUGACAUGGGAGCCAAGAAAUGGAACUUCUUGAGAGAUUUGGGUCACGUGGAAACAAUCUUCGACUGUAAGUUUAAACCGGAUGACCCCAACCUUCUAGCCACAGCAUCAUUUGAUGGAACCAUUAAAGUGUGGGAUAUAAACACCUUGACAGCAGUUUACACUUCACCUGGUAAUGAGGGAGUCAUCUACUCCCUGUCGUGGGCUCCAGGUGACCUAAACUGCAUCGCAGGUGCAACUUCCCGCAACGGAGCUUUCAUAUGGGACGUGAUUAAAGGAAAAACUAUUACUAGAUUCAAUGAGCAUGGAAAAAAUGGUAUUUUCUGCAUUGCUUGGAGCCACAAAGAUUCCAAACGGAUUGCGACAUGUAGUGGGGACGGCUUCUGCAUCAUUCGAACAAUCGAUGGGAAAGUUCUCCACAAGUAUAAGCAUCCAGCUGCUGUUUUUGGCUGUGAUUGGAGCCAGAAUAAUAAAGAUAUGAUUGCCACUGGCUGUGAGGACAAGAAUGUUCGGGUUUACUACUUAGCAACCAGUUCCGACCAACCACUGAAGGUUUUCACAGGACACACUGCUAAAGUCUUUCAUGUCAGGUGGUCACCGCUGAGGGAAGGCAUCCUCUGCAGUGGUUCUGAUGACAGCACUGUUAGGAUCUGGGACUAUACACAGGAUGCCUGCAUCAAUAUCCUAAGUGGACAUAAAGCACCGGUGAGAGGUCUGCUGUGGAACACAGAAAUCCCAUACCUUCUGAUAUCGGGCAGCUGGGACUACACUAUCCGUGUCUGGGACACAAGGGAUGGAACCUGUCUGGACACUGUGUAUGAUCAUGGUGCAGAUGUUUAUGGCCUGACCUGUCAUCCCAACAGGCCCUUCACCAUGGCAUCUUGUUCUCGAGACUCCACUGUGAGGCUGUGGUCGUUAACACCCCUAAUUUCUCCUCUCCAAAUAAACAUUCUGGCUGAACAACAGUGGGAGGAGAUAAUUGGGAACACAGAUCGAGCAAUGGCAUCGGGUGCACCUCCUCUGCUCUGCGGGAAAGUGUCCCGGGAUAUCAAACAGGAGCUGGAUAAGCUUACGAGCAACGUGCGGAUAAAGAAACUGAGGUGGUUCUCUGAAUGCUUUUCACCUCCAGGCGGCAGUAAGAACCUCUGGGACUUGGUGGCCGUGUUAACAGACCAGGAUGACAGCCUACUUCCACAGAACUACUGUAAAGGAAUAAUGCACAUGAAACAUCUGGUCAGAUUCAAAACGUCUAAAGCUCAGGAGUUAACGACUGUAAAGAUGUCGAAGUUCGGAGGUGGAAUUGGUGCACCAAGCAAGGAAGAAAGGCUGAAGGAGGCAGCUGAGAUCCACCUGCGACUGGGUCAGAUCCAGAGAUACUGUGAACUAAUGGUGGAGCUUGGAGAGUGGGAUAAGGCUCUGUCAGUUGCACCCGGCGUGUCAAUGAAAUACUGGAAGAAACUGAUGCAAAGGAGAUCCGAUCAGCUGAUUCAGGAAGGAAAUGAUGAAGUCAUCCCAUAUUGCAUUGCAACUGGAGAUGUGAAGAAACUGGUGACCUUUUUCACAUCUCGAGGCCAACUCAAAGAAGCGCUAUUGGUUGCUCAGGCAGCCCAGGAAGGGAACAUUCAAGGACCACAUACCUCAGCACUGAAUGGAGCGGCAGGUGGUGAGUCGAAUAACAAGCCAGAAGAGUACAACGACUUGCUACACAGAGUGAGUAAGGAGCUGGCAGAGUGGUACUUCCAGGAUGGACGAGCAGUGCUGGCUGCGUGUUGCCACCUCGCAGUGAAUGAUAUUGAGCUUGCGAUGUCAAGCCUGAUCCGUGGAAACGAGCUGGAAUUGGCGGUUUGUGUGGGGACGGUACUGGGAGAGAGUGCCAUGCCUGUGACAAACUAUGCUCUGGAACUGCUGGCCCGGAAGUGUAUGUUAGCAACAACAUGCUUUCCAUUUGUUGGACACAGGGACCUUGCGGCUGAUCUACUGACCAUGAUCCCCGACAGUGAGCUGUUGUUGGUCAAACUCUGUGCGUUCUACGCAGGAGCCACUGCAGAAGUGAACGAUCUUCACGAGAAGUGUCACCUACCAACCACAGAGGAAUGUUUACAAUUUGCGGAAAUGUAUCACAGUGAAGGGGAGAUAUUCCAAGCAGUAAAAUAUUAUUUAUUGAGUCCUGUGCCUGAGAAAGCACUUGCCAUUGGACUUCUUUACGUUAAAGAACAGCUCAGUCGUUCUGACUGGAGCCUGGACUCUGUCCAUGGAAUCUUGGACCUGCUCAGCUACAUCCGCACUGACCGGCUGAUGCUGCACAAGUGUAGUGAGGCUCGAAAUGAGUUGCUUAUAUUCUGUGGCUACAUUGCUGCGCUGUUGGCUAUCAGAAGGCAGUACAACAGUAUUGUACCUGCACUUUAUGAGUACACCAGCCAGCUCUUGAAGCGUAGAGAGGUAACUGUCCCAACCAAGAUCGAGGACUUAUCGGCGGAGCUAGAUGGCUGGAGAGCAUGCACACAGUCAACCAGCAAGUUUGAGGACUUACCAUACACCCCUCCUUCUGAAUCUCAAAGAGAGGCAUACAGCAUUUUACUAAAUAGGAUUAAAGAGGAACCCAUCAAAGGACUUAUCGGCCCUGAUUAUGUCACAGGUUCUAAUCUUCCCAGCCACUCAGAUGUCCACAUCUCCUGCCUCACAGGUUUGCGGAUACAGGGGCCAGUGUAUUUCCUUGAGGAUGGGAAAUCAGCAAUCUCUCUUAAUGAUGCACUAAUGUGGGCAAAAGUCAAUCCUUUUUCCCCCUUAGGAACAGGAAUACGACUGAAUCCAUUUUGAUUGGAACCUUAGUGGAUCACUCCUUCAGUUCUGGCUGCGCCAGCCAUGAGUUACCAAUGUACAAAUGCUCAUGGCGUUCAUCUGAAAUUAUUCUCCUCACUAUGAGAUAGAGAUGCAAAACGACCCAGGUAUGCAUAUGCAAAAUCACCAGAAGUACUGCCAGAAGUUAACAAGGUCAGAAAGAAUCCAAGCAAAGCACUGAUACUCCUUGAAUACACCUGAGAAGCAGAGAAAUGUGUAUUAGGAAGUGGAAUACCGAAGAUGGUGGAAGUUCAAAUUCAAAGCAGAUAAUGCUGACCAUAUGCACUAGGUCAUGUUGCCUCUGUAGAGAGAGAAAAUGUUUCAGAUGAAUAAACUCUUAUCAAUAACUCGUGCAUCACAAGAUUAAUUGUUCUUGAUCCUUACCCAACCUUUUUGCUGGAUGUCUGCAGCUGAUGGCAGGAUCACAUUUAAAUAAAAUGACCUAAAUGGUCAUUGGGGCUCACUCCUACACUGUUGACAAUCAAUAUUACGUUUCUAAUAUGAAUUGAGACCAGUUAGGUGAGAAAAUGAAAGACAUUCUGGGCCUGAAUCCAUGUAUAAUUGUAAGGAGUCAAUGUCAAUGGGAUAUGGAGGGGGGUGGUGAGGAGAUUGGAGAAAACGGGAAUCUGGAAGAUAGUGCCCCAUGUCAUCUGUCCUUGAUUUCAGUGGAUGCAAAUUCUUCCUAAUACCUCUUGUCUCUAUCUAACCUGGAGGGCUUUAUCCAACUGAAUACCACAACCUCCUUACAAUGACAGAAAUUGAGCUCGGGUGUUCUGUUAAUUAACACAUCAUUCAGGAUUUUGCUCCACAUUUGGAAUAGUAUCUAAGCUGUGAAUUAUAUUUCUUCGACAGCAGAAUUUUAAGGCAGCAGUCACACUGAGCUGAAUGUUGGGAUGUGCACAUCAUUGGCAAGGCUAGUACUUAACAUCUCUAUAACCACGGCAGCCCUUCUGAUGAUAGUUCCACAGUGUUGUUGCAAGGAGAGUUCUAGGAUUUAGACCACACAACAAUAAAGGAGCAGUGAUGUCAGGAUGGAGUGUAACUUGCAUGGGAACCCGUAGGUGGUGAAAUUCCAAGGUGCGAGUUGCCAUUGUUGCUUGAGGUUUAUCUUUGACAGUAACUGGGUAAGUAACUGCAGUGCAUUUUGUAGAUAGCACACACUUCAGUUAUUUAUGGUGAUGGGUGGGAUGUCAGUCAAGUGGGCUGCUUUAUCUUGGAUGAUGCUGAGCUCCCUGAGUGUUGUUGGAACUGCACUCAUCCACGAAAUUGGAGAUUAUUCAAUCAGACAACUCAGUUGUGGCUUUUUGAUGCUGAAAAAGGCUUUGCGGAGGUGAGUCACUCACUGCAGGAUACCCAGCCUCUGGUAUGCUCUUGUGCCACGGAUCUAGUUGAGUUUCUGGUCAACGGUAAACCAUUGAAUGUUGAUGGUGGGGGACUAAGGGCUGGUGGUGCCAUCAAAUAUCAAGGGUAGGUGCUUAGACUCUCAUACUGUUGAAAAAUAUCAUUGCCUGGAAUGAGGCAUGAAAUUUAUUUUCACUUAUAAGGAUCUUUGAGUCCUCGUUGUCCACGGGGAUGGUGGCAGAGGAUUGGAGGGUUGCGAAUGUUGUCCCCUUGUUCAAAAAAGGUAAUAGGGAUAGGCCAGGGAAUUAUAGACCGGUGAGUCUAACGUCUGUGGUGGGUAAGCUGUUAGAAAGGAUUCUAAGGGAUAGGAUUUAUGAACACCUAGAGAAUCAUGGACUGAUUAGGGACAGCCAGCAUGGCUUUGUGAAGGGAAGAUCUUGUCUCACAAGCCUGAUAGAGUUCUUUGAGGAGGUGACCAGGAAGAUUGAUGAGGGCAGUGCGGUGGAUGUGGUUUACAUGGAUUUUAGUAAGGCGUUUGAUAAGGUUCCUCAUGGUAGGCUUCUUCAGAAGGUCAGAGGCCGAGGGAUCCAAGGAAGCUUGGCUGUGUGGAUUAGGAAUUGGCUUGCAUGUAGAAAGCAGAGGGUUGUGGUGGAAGGAGUGCCCUCGGAUUGGAAGGCAGUGACUAGUGGUGUCCCACAGGGAUCGGUUCUGGGACCUCUACUUUUUGUGAUAUUUAUAGAUGACUUAGAUGAGGGGGUGGAGGGCUGGGUUAGUAAGUUUGCGGACGACACUAAGAUAGGCGGUGUUGUGGAUAGUAUGGAGGGCUGUCAGAGCUUACAGAGGGAUAUUGAUAGGAUGCAGAGCUGGGCUGACAAGUGGCAGAUGGAGUUCAAUCCGGAGAAGUGUGAGGUGGUACACUUUGGAAGGACAAACUCCAGGGCAGAGUACUGGGUAAAUGGCAAGGUACUUGGCAGUGUGGAGGAGCAGAGGGAUCUAGGGGUUCAUAUUCACAGUUCAUUGAAAGUUGCCUCACAGGUGGAAAGAGCAGUUAAGAAGGCCAAUGGGAUGUUGGCUUUCAUAAGUCACGGGACUGAGUUUAAGAGCCGCGAGGUGAUGAUGCAGCUUUACAAAACUCUAGUUAGGCCACACUUAGAGUACUGUGUUCCGUUCUGGUGGCCUCAUUAUAGGAAGGAUGUGGAGGCGUUGGAGAGGGUGCAGAGGAGAUUUACCAGGAUGCUGCCUGGAUUAGAGAGUAUUGAAUAUGAGGAGAGGCUUAAGGUGCUAGGGCUUUAUUCACUGGAAAGGAGGAGGAUGAGAAGAGACAUGAUAGAGGUAUAUAAAAUACUGAGAGGAACAGAUAGAGUAGACAGUCAGCGCCUCCUUCCCAGGGCACCAAUGCUCAAGACAAGAGGGCAUGGCUUUAAGGUUAUGGGUGGGAAGUUCAGGGGAGAUGUCAGGGGGAGGUUUCUCACCCAGAGAGUGGUUGGUGCAUGGAAUGCACUGCCUGGGGUGGUGGUGGAGGCAGAUACAUUGAACAGGUUCAAGAGCUUGUUGGAUAGGCAUAUGGAGGAGUGUGGGAUGGGGGGAUAUGCGGGAGGAAGGGGUUAGGUAGUGUGAAGGUGGUUUGAU